This is a messenger RNA of Prunus avium (sweet cherry), 1848 nucleotides long. NCBI's taxonomy places the organism in Eukaryota, Viridiplantae, Streptophyta, Magnoliopsida, Rosales, Rosaceae. The record is from RefSeq and is a predicted model, not a curated record.
AAGUUUCCACAAAGGUGAAAGAAUUAGGAAAGAAAAUGCUUCAACAUUGUGUUGGCUUGCCAUUAGCCAUCAUUGUGCUCGCAGGACUACUCGCCAGAAAGGACACAAUUAAUGAGUGGGAGACAGUACUUAAGAAUGUUUAUGCAUACAUAAGAAGAGGCAAAGAUUGUGAACAUGAAGUCAUGGGUACAUCGUGGGUGUUGUCGUUGAGUUAUGAUAACUUACCGUAUUAUUUAAAACCAUGUUUUUUAUAUUUAGGUCAUUUCCCUGAAGAUUUUGAGAUAUCAGUAAAGAGAUUGACUCAGUUAUGGAUGGCAGAAGGUCUUAUAUCCUCGGUGCAACAAAGACAAGGUUCAAUGGAAACAAUGGAGGAGAUAGCUUUUAGUUACUUAAAUGAAUUAGUGCAAAGGUGUAUGGUUCAAAUUGGAGAACGGGGUUCAAUUAGAAAGAUUAAAUCUUGUCGGCUUCAUGAUCUCAUGCGAGACUUGUGCUUGUUGAAGGCAGAAGAGGAGAACUUUCUCCAAACUGUCAAUUUGUUGCAUAGGGAGACAAUGCAUGCUCUUCCUUCUCCCACGGUAACCAAAGCAACACUAAAAGGUAAGGUUCGAAGACUUGCCAUCUAUGUGGAUGAUAAUGUUGAUAAAAUGGUUCCAUCAAGAUAUGAAAGAGACGAAUGCCUUAGAUCUCUGUUAUACUUCGGCCCAAGAUACUGGAUGCCAGAAAAUAACAAGUUAGUGUCGCCACUAUUCAAGGACUUCAAAUUGCUUAGAGUUUUGAAGGUUGAAGGUAUAGAGCUAUUAGUAAAAUUGCCUAAUGAAAUUGGGAAUAUGGUCCACUUGAGAUUUUUAAGUCUAAGGCAUAGUUUUAUAAAUUGGUUGCCAUCGUCCUUAGGUAAUUUGAUAUGUAUGCAAACUCUGGAUUUACGCAUUAACGGAACGAAUGUAGUUCCAGAUGUAUUUUGGAUGAUGGAACAACUGAGGCAUUUGUAUUUACCCUUUUAUUACACCGCACGGGGUAAAAAACUUAGACUGGCCACUCUUCAUGAUUUGCAGACUCUACACCAUGUUUCAAGCCUCUGCUGUGACCUGAACGAUCUUACUCAGUUAACCAGUCUUAGAAAACUGGCCAUACGAGUGACAAGCCCCUUGAAAAAUUUGGAGAAAACCUUAAAAUCUACAAGCAGCACACUUGAUCGCAUUCGAUCUCUAUUUGUGCACAACUUACUUGGAAUUCAUAGUGGUACGGAGGUUGCACAGAUAGUGUUAAGUUGCCGUCAUAUAGACAAGCUAGAUUUGAAUGGGCGAACCGUAGAGUUACCGGACCUUCAACACUUUCCGAACCUCACUAAGUUAACACUGUGUCGCUGUGAUCUCAAGGCCAACCAGAUGGCCGUGCUAGAGAAGCAGCCAAAUCUUAAAACUCUUUGCCUUAUGGAGGAAACUUUUGAGGAUGGAUUAGACACAUUGGUUUUCUCCAAAGGAAGCUUUCUUCAACUUGAAUCUCUUUCCCUCAUUUGCAUGUACGAAUUAAGGGACUUCACGGUGGAAGAAGGAGCCAUGCCUAGCCUCCACCGAUUGUGCAUGCAACAUUGCAGGGGAUUGACGACACUUCCAGAUGGGCUGAGACAUAUUACUACACUUUGGGAAUUAAGCUUCACACAGAUGUCUAGGACAUUGCAUAGUAGGCUUCAGGUUGGAGGAGAUGAUUUCUAUAAAAUCCAACACGUGCCUUCGAUUGUAUUUGCAAACAUGGAUGAGGACUAGAAAAUCAAGAGAAGAAAAUUUGUGAAGAUCAUCCAAUUCAAUUAUGGCAGGCCAUAUCCGUAGAAGAAGCACCAUAUAUGUUACA